Molecule: messenger RNA, 1203 nt
Organism: Eimeria maxima
Lineage: Eukaryota; Apicomplexa; Conoidasida; Eucoccidiorida; Eimeriidae
Product: CHCH domain-containing protein, putative
Exons: 6
Coding region: 1-1203 (400 amino acids)
Source: RefSeq, a predicted model, not a curated record
AUGCUGAAUUGGUUAUCUCCGGCAAUUCGUCGGCCGGAGCACAUCCGUAACCCUCCCGAGAAGGUGUACCCUGAAUCAGCAGAGCAGCAGCAGCAGCAGCAGCAGCCUGAGCAUCAGCAGCAGCAGCCUGAGCACAACCAACAACAGCAGCAGCAGCAGCAGCAGCAUCAGCAGCAGCAGCAGCAGCAGGAGAAAUUAUUUAUAGACGACCCUCUAGACCCUGAAAUAGUUGCUCGUCGUACAGCAGCAAGAAUAUCUUUUUUUGAGAUAAAAGAGUUGGAGGGUUUAGAGAGAAAAGAAUUAAAAAUUAUUAAAGAAAAAAUUGGUAAAGAAAUCAGAGAUCUAUGCAGGGAGAGUUUAGAUGAAUAUGUGGAUUUUAGGGAGGAUUUAGAUGAAUAUGUAGAUUUUUGUGGCAAGAAGGAUAGAAGAACUAAGAAAGGAAAGAGAAGCAUCGGGGCAUGCAACAACCCAGCAGCAACGUAUGCAUGCACCAUCAGUAGCACCAAGAAGAGACAGCAGCAGCAGCAACAGCAGCAGCAACAGCAGCAGCAACAGCAGCAGCAGCAGCAGCAGCAGCACGCCUGCUUACGAGAUUCUCGUCAACUGCCAUCCCCCGUUUGCUCAUCUCCUCGCGAAAGAAGAAAUCAUCCUGCCACACUGCAGCAACACAGCAGCAGCAGCAGCAGCAGCAGCAGCAGCAGCAGCAGCAGCACAGCAGCAGCAACAGUACAUAAGGGGCAGCCAUGUGGAGAGCAAGUGAUACAGCGGUGGCAGCAGAGCAGCAGCAACACGAAGGCGUGCAGCAGCAACAGCAGCAGCAGUACUAGCAACACCACCAGCGGUAACAGCACCAUCUGCAGCAGCAGCAACAGCAGCAGCAGCAGUAGCAGCAGCAGCAGCAGCAGCAUACCUGCUCUAUUUUUGGGUACUCCUUGUGGUCCAUGCCUUGAUUCCCAGCAGCAGCAGCAGCACUCCCAGAAACAGCAGCAACAGCAGCAACAACAACAACAACAGCAGCAGCAGCAGCAACAUAAACAGCAGCACCUCUUGUGCCAACAAACCCCUCAGCAAACCCCCACCACCAACAUCAUCAUCAUCAUUAGCAGCAGCAAAAACAGCAGGAGGAACGGCAGCAGCAAGAGCAGCAGCAAAACAUCAGCAUCAGCAUCAGCAGCAGCAGCAGCAGCAGCAGCAGGAGGAUAA